AUGUGGGAGGGAAUGCACACGCAGCUGCCUGGCACCGGUGCCAGAGAGGACGAGUACCAACUCCUGCGCUCGAUUGGCAGCGGCUCCUUUGGUCAGGUCUUUCUUGUUCUCCACAAGGAGGAGAACCGCGAGUUCGUGAUGAAGAGCAUCGACUUGCACUCGGCUUCAGAUGAUGGCAGGCAGCAGAUGGAGCUGGAGGUGCAACUGCUGCGAACGAUGCAGCACCCGAACAUCGUUGCAUACCGGGACUCCUUCAUUGACCGCACAGGCCACCUCUGCAUCCUCAUGGAGUACUGCGAGCACGGUGACAUCUUCACCUACUUGCAAGAGGUCCGUCGCACGAACUCGGCCCCGGAAGAAGGCAGACUUCUCGAGUGGUUCACGCACAUCGUCUGGGCCCUCCAGUCCCUCCACCAGCAGAAGAUCCUGCAUCGAGAUUUGAAGACGCAGAACAUCUUCUUGACUGGCAACAGGCAGCAGAACAUCCUGGCGGCGAAGCUCGGCGACUUCGGCAUCGCCAAGGUCUUGACAUCAACGGCAGACCUGGCCAAGACGCAGAUCGGGACUCCGUUCUACAUGUCCCCAGAGCUCAUCAACAGCCACCCCUACAGCUACAAAAGUGACGUUUGGGGCCUCGGCUGCGUCCUCUACGAGGUGGUCAACGGCCAUCGCGUGGGGAUGCCAAGAACCAAAGACAUACCAAUAAGAAAUGAGUACGAAUGUUCGAUGUAA
This is a messenger RNA of Symbiodinium natans, 732 nucleotides long. The record is from the annotation of a GenBank genome assembly. Lineage: Eukaryota; Dinophyceae; Suessiales; Symbiodiniaceae.